Pseudogymnoascus destructans is the source of this 447-nucleotide messenger RNA. RefSeq lists its product as uncharacterized. Bases 1 to 447 code for a protein of 148 amino acids. The record is from RefSeq and is a predicted model, not a curated record. The transcript has 3 exons. NCBI's taxonomy places the organism in Eukaryota, Fungi, Ascomycota, Leotiomycetes, Thelebolales, Thelebolaceae.
AUGGUAGCUUUUUUAGGGGGGGAUACCCUUGAGGAGGAUUCGAGAGACUUUUCCGGGAAGGGGGGAAUAAGGGGGAAGGGGGGAAUAAAGGGGGGGGGGGAUGUUGAGGAUGUUGAGGAUGUUGAGGAAGUUGAGGAUGUUGAGGGUGUUGAGGAUGUUGAGAUCCAGACAGACAGACGCGCUGGAGCCGGCGGCGUGGCUAGGCAGGGCAGGGCAGGACAGGACAGGACGGGACAGGACAGGACAGCGCAGGGCAGGACAGGACAGGACAGGACGGGACAGGACAGGACAGCGCAGGACAGCGCAGGACAGGACAGGACAGGACAGCGCAGGACAGGACAGGACAGGACAGCGCAGGACAGGACAGGACAGGACAGCGCAGGACAGCGCAGGACAGGACAGGACAGCGCAGGACAGGACAGGACGGGACUUACGAAUUAUAUGUGA